UCCUCCGUGCGUCGGCAGUCUCCGGUCUCACGCGAGCACCGGCCCCCCUUCCCACGACACACCUCCCCAAUUCCCACUCCCUACCACCCGACCCCCUCCUACCUGGCCGCUGUUAGCCGGGCCGGAUCUCCGCAUCCAGAUCGCCGAGACGCCCCCUCUGGAGCAGCUGGCGUCCUCACCGGACCCAACCUCUGUCGCCUACUCCCCGCCCAGCUCACUCUUCACCGCCGGGACCCCCUCCGUCGCGUGCUACCUCGCCGACUCCUCACUCUCGGGAUCAGGUUUAGGUCUAUGCAACCGAUGUUGGGUGGGGCAGGCGAAAUUCUGGACGGCAUGAGGCAGGGAUGUGGGUCGAAUCGUGGUGUGAAGAACAAGAAUCUGUUGAAGAGGCAAUUCCUGUAGAAGUUAGUGAGGUAGAUGUCCACUUGUACUUUGAUUGAAGACAACUAACUUUGUUGAUCCUGAGGGCAAGAAGUAAUGAUCCGACCAGGCUCCAAGGAGUCACAAAAUUAUGAUAACAACAGCCAGAAAGUUUAUCCUCAACCAAUUGAUGAAAAUAUGAAUCAGAACAUGGACACGAUGGACAGUAUGAUUGGAAGGAUAUUCAACAACAUAUCCUCUUUAAAAGCUGCAUACAUUCAGCUGCAGGAAGCUCACACCCCUUAUGACCCGGACAAGAUCCAAACUGCUGAUAAGCUUGUCAUAGAUGAGCUCACGAGGCUUUCUGAACUCAAGCAUACUUACAGAGAGAGAAAUCCUAAGCCAGUAGCAGCAUCACCUCAAGAUUCACGCUUGCUUUCUGAAAUACAGGAACAGCAGAACUUGCUAAAGACAUAUGAGGUCAUGGUGAAGAAGUUCCAGUCACAGAUCCAGAAUAGAGAUACCGAGAUUACCCUUCUACAGCAGCAAAUCGAUGAGGCGAAACAUCGGAAAUCAAAGCUGGAGAAGAAAUUGAAACAAAGGGGCUUACUUAACAAAGAAUCUGAGGAAUCUGAUGAAGAAGAGAACUACUUCUCUAUUGAGCUGACGCCAAGUUUAUUUACAUCUGCUACUGAUAAUGCAUACCAAUCAAUACAUGAUUUCUCGAAGCCCUUGAUCAACAUGAUGAAAGCUGCUGGGUGGGAUCUCGAUGCUGCUGCUAACGCAAUUGAACCUGAUGUAGUUUACACAAGGAGAGCUCAUAAGAAGUAUGCAUUUGAGUCCUAUAUUUGCCAAAGAAUGUUCAGUGGUUUCCAUGAAGAGAGCUUUUCCAUCAAGGCUGCUACUGCCAGUGUCUCCAAUGAGGCUUUCUUCCACCAGUUCCUUGCAGUACGAGCCAUGGAUCCUCUUGAUGUAUUGAGCCAAAACCCAGAUUCUGUUUUCGGAAAGUUCUGCAGGAGCAAAUACCUGUUACUUGUGCAUCCAAAAAUGGAAGGUUCUUUCUUCGGUAACAUGGAUCAGAGAAACUACGUCAUGAGCGGUGGCCAUCCAAGGACAGCUUUCUAUCAGGCAUUUCUCAAGUUGGCGAAGUCCAUAUGGUUAUUGCAUAGGCUGGCAUACUCUUUCGAUCCAAAGGUCAGGGUCUUCCAAGUGAAAAAGGGAAGCGAGUUCUCGGAGAUUCACAUGGAAAGCGUAGUCAAGAACAUGGUCUUGGAUGAAAGUGCCGAGAGGCCUAAAGUAGGUUUAAUGGUGAUGCCUGGUUUCUUGAUUGGGACUAGCGUCAUACAGGCCCGAGUGUACCUUUCAGAUGUCAAAUACGCUGACUGAAAGUGUUGCAGUUGCUUGAGAAGAUUCAGGGUGUUUUAGUUCAUGUGGGCUCAUUUAGUUGCAUCUGAAAUGGCGGGGGACUUGUGUAUGUCUGUUUCGUGUGUGAAUGUGUGAUGCUACAUGAAAAGAUGUUAUUCAGAUGAAAUGUGGUAGUCUAGCAGCACGUUUGUGAAAGACCUUCAUAUGCUUGUCCUUUUAAGACUAGAAUGUUUAUUCUCUCUGUUCCGUGAUAUAUCGUUGGUUUGAUUUGGAUGUUGCAGCCUAUGUGAUGACUACACAACCAUGUUGCCAUACAAAGUUGAGUCACUUA
This is a messenger RNA of Triticum dicoccoides, 2056 nucleotides long. RefSeq names its product protein GRAVITROPIC IN THE LIGHT 1-like. Gene Ontology annotation, biological process: negative gravitropism; response to red or far red light. The transcript has 3 exons. The record is from RefSeq and is a predicted model, not a curated record. NCBI's taxonomy places the organism in Eukaryota, Viridiplantae, Streptophyta, Magnoliopsida, Poales, Poaceae. Bases 478 to 1746 code for a protein of 422 amino acids.